AAUUCAGCUGUGUGACUGGAAGACCUCAUUUAAGGGCUGACUGCCAUCGAGGAAGGAUCUCCAGCAAGAGAGGUCUUCUGUGAGUCUAGAUCUUUGGAGAUGGGUGAGCAUUCUUUUUGUAACAUCUUCUCAUUGUGCUGGUCCUGCCGCUAUUAGAAGCUUGGGACCUGCACAAAACUCAGCUCCUCUGGAAAUCUGAAUGUCUGAUAGAUUAAGAUGUGACCUGAACAAUCAGAGGCAAAGUAUUGCUCCGAACUUCAGACAACAAGCAGACUGCUUCAGUCACACUUGGCUUCUUCCCAGUGUCUGCCAUGGAUGCAAGCAGCAAGAAAUCCUGCACCAGCCCAGAACUGGACGAUGCUGGGGAAGAGGAGCUGCAGCCCUCCAGCUAAGAGCAGCUGGGUUUGCUAUAAGAUCAAGAACUCCCAUCUAGUGGAUAUGCAGGAAAAAGCUUCCAAUCUUGGUAGGCAUUAAAAAAAAGAAGUCUAUUAUAAGCAAUUCCUGAGGCAGAAAGCUGAGCAAGUGCAAAUGGUACCUUCCAAGAUAGCAAGACUCUUCAGGCACGAGGAUGCCUUAUUAGGAGGAUCCUACUAAGCAGGCAUUGUGGCUAUUCGAUCAAAUGGAACUGGAAAGAAAAUGGACCAACCAAUUGAAAUUCCUUCUAGGCAGCUUUCUAUAAUUAGAUUUACAAUCAUAUUAUCUCUAUGUUUUCUAUGGAGACCUUUGUCUAAACUUCAAAGGAUGUCUGUUUCCUUUUAAAGUAGUUUUACUAUCUACAUAUCAAACCUGUCAGAGUGCAGAAAUACUACAUGCCCUCUUCCUGUUCCAGGCCACAGUAAAAUUUACUUUGACAAAAAAAGGCAUAUGCCUCUGUUAAGACAUUACACUGCAGUAGUAGUCCACUCCAGGAAUAUAUGCUGGGACUUGCUAGCAUUCCAAUGAAACGAGUUAAAAAACAUAAUGGACUUCAGUGUUACCGCUACCAAAAAUAACCUAUGAGGAAAAGAAAAGCAACUGUCUGAUGCAGUGCUAUAAAAUAUGUAAGAAAAAGGCCUCUUUCACAUUUUCAAAUUUAGCCAAAGAAAUAAACAGCACAAACUUGGCAGGACUGCCUUCAUUCCUCAUCCAUCAGACUUGUGACAGUUUCAAAAAGACAUUCAUGAGGAAACUCACACAGUGUCUCCUUGACGCUAAGUGGAAUUUGAUAAAGCUUUAGAGUAGACAGCAUAUUGUUUGCAAUUGUAAGUAAGUAUUUUUCUAACUAGAAUUUAUGCCAAAUACUUAGAACUCUUGUAAAAUAACCCAACAGAGGACUUGCGUUUAUCAGGUUCGCAAGUUAAAAAGGUAUGUAGUAAGGUACCAAUUAAAUAAAGCAGUAAAGCAAUAUGUUCUCUGAUAAAUAACGUUCUUCUGAACCUGCUCCUUUUUUGCUAUGCUUUACUACGUCUUCAUUUAAAAAAAAAAAAAUCAAAACUUUAAUUUAGAUGAGUGGCAUUUCUCUAUGGAGGGAAAGUGUUGUUGUAACUGAGUAAAAUAACACUUUGUUGGGAACAGCUGUCACUGCUAGAAAUGGGUAUUAGCAUGUUAAUCAGCCUUCUAUCACAGCUUUCCAAAUGAUAUACGAGCUGUGUCUCUGAAUGCACAAUGCAAUCCAGUACUAUGUGAGAGAAGGGGGAAGACAUAAAAACAAGGUAGAAUCUGCUGCAGGAAGUGCCUGUGUGGAGGAGGAAUAGAGAAGUCUUGUCCCCUCCAACUAUUCCAACUUACUUAACACAACUGCAUGUUAUAUAAAUAAUUAAAAUUAACUAACUUUUAGAUGAUUGACUGAGGGGCUUGUUUGGUGAGGAUUCUUCUACUUCCAAUACAAGCAAAGCAGUGUUUCAGAGAGUGCAGUCUGGGUUUGAUAAAUGGCUUUGUUUUAGUCAUGAGAUGCUUUCAUGGGUGCGAUUUCUGUUUGAAAGACCUGAGGUUAUGAGAUACGCCGCUGAAUACUGCAUUCCCUGUAAAUGUUGCCUUAUUAUUGGGGAAAAAACAAUAUAAAAAAACCAAAAAACCAACCCACAAACAACAACAAAAAGCAAAUGAAAACAUUCAGCUCAAACUUUAUUAUAUUUGAUAAGCCAUGGCAAAAUCUGAGACAAAUACAGGUUAGAAACAGUUGUCCUUAGUAAAAAUUAUACCAAACAAUUAGAUUGUCAGAGAGAAAUAAACAGCAAACACCUAUGGGGAAGAGGAUAAUGAGAGCUGUACUACCCAAUUAGCACCUGUGGAACAAAGAAGAAAAGGAUCUUAAUUUCUUUUAAAUAGGGGUAGAGGUCAGCAAGAAAAUCUAGUGAAUCUUUAGUUCCUAUGCCUGACUUUGAUGUUUAACAAGAAAUAACAAAGCAGACCUCAUUUUGGAUAUUUUAUUUCUGUCACAUCAUAAAGAGAAAAAACUGACAGCAAAGUUGUGUGUUUCCUUGAAAGCUGCUGAUGGUAAUUACUGGAAUGAGUUAAAAUUUCCAGCUGGGUAGCUGUUCAAGAGCCAACAGUAAUCUGCCCAGUAAGAUGCCACAUAGGUGAAACAGAGAGAAAAGGAGUGAGAGGUUUUUCACUUAGAAGCCAUUGUCUGCAUUCUUUCAGCACUCUCCACAAGCAGUAGCAACUGAGUGCAUGGGGUUUUCUACUAGAAAGUGAGCAGGCUCCAAGGUAACAAGGAUACUGAGCUGCAGUCAAACACCCAAAACUUUAUUUACUGUAACGCACUCCUAACUCAUUGCUAUUAGAGAUUUCACAGCUGAAUUAGAUGUAGUAAACAACAACAAAAACAAACCAGCAGAUAACCUGAAAGGAAAAGAGGUGGCACUUAAUCUUUAAGAUAAUAGCAAUUCUGGCCAUUCACACUAUUCCCUGGAGAGAUAUAAUUUGUAAAAUACUUAAUUAGUGUGUCACGCCAUUAUUGAUUAAAAAAGGUAGUAAAGAUUCCUCUUUGAAAAUAAAAACCAAGCAAACUGAAGUAGUACCUGACAUGCUGUACUGAAAUACAGAUUUCUGGUGGUACAUCUUUAAGAACACAGGAGCAUAUUUGUAGUUUUUUGGGAUUCUUUAUAUUACGAAGAACACUUCUGCCUUUAAAGCUUAAGGAAGAUGUAUGUACAUGAGGAGAAGUCUUUGAUGGGUGUAUUUUAGCUGUGAGAGCCUUCCAUUUGCUGAGACCCCAAGGCACUUGGAUGGCAACUCCGAAGCUGGGAAGGGGAGUGGGGGUGUGUGGAAGGAAAGGGGGACCUCUCGUCCUUACUAAGCUAAUUAUAUUGUUAUUAGGUCCAAAUCUGAGCAAGGACUGAGAACAGACCUAGCGCACAAAUGUGUGUCCGCACAGCAGAACCUAUGCUAGAGGCACAAAUACACCUUUCAAGUGCGGCUGAAGGCUGGAAGAUACAAUCCGAGAGCCUAACACACAUCCCCCCUCUAGCAGGAGAUGGCGGGAGACCAGGCUGACGGCGGCAGCCGCUCCGCUGCCUCAGGCUGGCCUGGGAGGGGGUAGCCCCAGCGCGCCGCUUCGACAGCACCUGCUCGUGCAGCGGCCCCGCGCGCCGACAGCCCUCCCUCAGCCAACGCCUGCCCGUUUUAAAAGCGCUCGCACGCCGUGCCCCGCUGUGAGCCUGGCGCUGAUUGGCUCCUGCCUCCCGGCAGUUACACCUGCCGCCCAGCUCCGCCAGGCCGCGGGCUCGGGCUGGGCAGUGCUGUGCUGCGCCGAGCAGCGGGAAUAAAGAGCACGCACUUGGAUGUACCACUUGGGCAAGGGAUUGAAGUGUUGAAGAUUGCCUGGCUAUUGCAGACAUGAAUGAGGAGAAUUCAGCUGCAACAAGUGAAUCUGACAAAAUGAGAGGUGGUAAUCAGAAGGCUGCUGCCUUACUGGCCCUACUAAACAAGACUGGAUACAACAUGAUUCAAGAAAAUGGGCAAAGAAAAUUUGGUGGGCCUCCACCAGGUUGGGAAGGUCCUCCACCACCUCGUGGAUGUGAAGUUUUUGUGGGUAAGAUCCCUCGUAACAUUUAUGAAGAUGAAUUGGUCCCUCUUUUCGAGAGAGCUGGAAAGAUCUAUGAGCUCAGGCUGAUGAUGGAAUUCAGUGGUGAGAAUCGAGGCUUUGCUUUUGUGAUGUACACUACUAAAGAGGAUGCCCAGCUAGCCAUCAAGAUUCUUAAUAAUUAUGAAAUUCGUCCAGGGAGAUUUAUUGGUGUCUGCAUAAGCUUGGACAACUGCAGACUAUUUAUCGGAGCAAUUCCAAGAGAAAAGAAGAAAGAAGAAAUACUAAAAGAAAUGAAAAGAAUUACAGAAGGAGUGGUGGACGUCAUUGUUUGUCCAGAUGCCACAGACAGAACUAAAAAUCGUGGAUUUGCUUUUGUAGAAUACGAGUCUCACAGAGCAGCUGCAAUGGCUAGAAGGAGGCUACUCCCAGGAACAUUCCAGCUCUGGGGUCGUGCAGUUCAAGUUGAUUGGGCAUGCCCGGAGAAAGAAGUUGAUGCAGAAACAAUGCGGAGAGUUAAAGUAUUGUAUGUAAGAAACUUAAUGAUUUCUACUACGGAGGACACAAUUAAAGCUGAAUUCAACAAGUUCAAGCCACGAGUAGUUGAACGUGUAAAGAAGUUGAGAGACUAUGCAUUUGUGCAUUUCUACAACCGAGAGGAUGCAGUUGCUGCCAUGUCUGUAAUGAAUGGAAAGUGCAUUGAUGGAGCUAGCAUUGAAGUAACUCUGGCAAAGCCAGUUAACAAAGAAAGUACUUGGAAGCAACAUCUUAAUGGUCAUGUAAGCCCCUGUUCUGAAAAUCUCAUGGAAAUUCCUAGCAGAGAAGACAGUCAUCAAAAAUCCGUAGGGAAACCUGCAAGUCUUUCUCUUAGCCUUAAUGGUCAGCACAGUCCAAGCUCUCCUGAACUUGAAUGGUAUCCAUACCCAUUUCUUCCAGGAGUAAAGCUUAUUCCAAUUAGCAUGUAUUCUCUAAAAUCCAGUUACUUCAGUUCUGCUGUGAUGCGUCUGGAUUAUUUUUGCUACAAAAAUAACUGGUUACCACCAGAAUACUACUUGUAUUCAACCACAAGUCAGGAUGGGAAAAUACAUUUGGUGUGCAAGGUACUUAUUCCGAGUAUUGCAGAUGGUUCGCAGAGUUGCUUCAUGUCACACAAACUCUGUACAACAUUAGAAGAUGCGAGGGAAUUGGCAGCACAGAUGGCACUUCUACAUCUAGAUAGCUGUACACCUAAUUCAGCUUGAAUUGCCCUGAAGUUGAGCAGUUGAAAAAUUUGGUAAUUGUUACUUUGAAUCUUGCCAUGAAAGGAAGAAUACCACACUGAUGCGUGAUUACUGGAAAUUCAGAUUACAUGUUACCUGCUGAAGGAUUUUUCAAAAGGACAUGUUUUAAACUUUCCAUUUUGAAGAUUAUUGCAAUUCAAUGUUAAAUUGUUUUACUUAGAUUAAAUUUGCUUUAAAGGUAAUUGCUUAAAAGUUUUCAUUACCUGUAAUAGUUUAUACAGCAGUAGCCUCUUUUUAGUGUUGGAAUAGUUUAGUAUGACUCCUGCCCCCUUGUAUUACGAGUUUCAUUCAGAGUAUUUUUUAAGAUUGUGUUGCAAGUAAUCUUAAGUACACAUUUAAAAGCCAAUGCUGCCUUUUCAAGCAAAAAUAAUUCCUGAUAUUUCUGUUAGUGGCUGUAGUAUGAAAUACCACACAAAGAUUUGUUUCUGUAACAGCGUAAAUUUUCUAGGAAGAACAUUUCCUACAAAUAUUUCCUUCUAUAGAGAUGUCAUUUAUUUUGUUUCUUUUACUUUGUUUUAAAAGUGGAUCUAUCUCCUUUAAAACUUGGUAUAUGCUUUCAGCUCCUGAUCAAGACUAAGGAUAUAAUGGCAUGACCUGUACAAGUAAUGGUUGUAAGCUUUUUUUUUUUUUUUUAACUUGAAAAGUUGGUAGGAGGAAAAAAGUAGAUAGAAAACAAUGCAAUUGAGUGCUUUAAGUUGAAUAAUUUUUCUUAAUGCAGUCAAAUAUUACAGUUGGAUGUUUCAUCAAUAUACUGCCUUUUUUGAUCUACCUAAAUGUUAUUUGUAUUUAAUGAUAGCUACGUUGUUACAAGCAUUGUGAAUUUUAAUGUUUAAUAUUGUGUUUUACUUCUUCACUUGAAUUUGGAUAUUAAAUUUAUGCUGUUAGCAUUUGGUGUGUGUACUUAAACACUAGACUUUUACAUGUAGUAUAUUUGCAAACUGACUUCACUUUGCUUUUUGUAGUUGAAACUUUGGCCAGAGGCUCCAGUUUGAAGUGCUUUGCUGAACAUGAAGUUGAAUUCAGUGGCUUAUUAUUUCCUAUGAAGCUCAUGUGGGAGGAAGAAAGAGGAGACUUGCUUUAUCUCAUAUUUAAAUCCCCUGAGACCAAGACAAAAAAAAAAACAAAAAAACAACAAAACAAAAACAAAAACAACAGUGUUUGGGUAGAAUAACUCAGCAUUAUGCUGAUAGGGAUGGGAGAACUAAUUUCCAAGUCUUUGUGCCAUUCAGCUUGAGUAUUGCAGUUUGCAGACUGCUGUAGUGAGCUUUGUUUUUGUCUGCUCUGAGUUCCAUGUUUUUAUUGCAAGGUUUUCAAAUAGGCAUCUUUAAAGAUACCUUGAAAAUACAGUAGACUUCUUGCAGUGCAAGAAAAUCUUGAUAAAACAGUGUUCUCUCCUUCUAAUAGAAGUUUGGAUAUACGUGGCACUAUUGGCUAAUUAAGGGGGCUCUGUCACAAACUAAAGUGAAGUUGCAUAUUCAUUUGGGUAUUGUCUGUGGCUGGUGGGGGUGAAGGGCUAGCCAGUACUGCAGAAAGCCUAGGGCUGUUUGGAUGGUAACUUCUCCCAGUAUUUUGAAGGAUUAUGGUGCAAAAAACAAACAAACAAAAAAAACCAACCAACCAAACAAAAAAAAAACAACAACAGGUUUGCUAUAAGUCAGCAAUUCCCAUCAUUACUAAUGUGAACAGGUACCUUCAAAAUCAUUUUAAGUAUUUCUUGUAAGUUUGACUUACACAAGCAUGACCAAACACGUCAGUGCAACAAGUACUUGGAGGAUGUGAGCCAAACACAGCCCUCAGCCACAAGUAGUUGUUUAGUCUUUGUUUUUUCCAGAUCAGAAUGAACUUGUCAGAAAAGCAGCUGAAGCAGCAUUAGCACUUGGUUGCUGUCAUUCAGCAUUUUUGAAGUUUAUAGUACAUCAUUAAAAGUC
Molecule: messenger RNA, 7214 nt
Organism: Meleagris gallopavo (turkey)
Lineage: Eukaryota; Metazoa; Chordata; Aves; Galliformes; Phasianidae
Source: RefSeq, a predicted model, not a curated record